This is a messenger RNA of Aspergillus ochraceoroseus IBT 24754, 313 nucleotides long. RefSeq lists its product as uncharacterized. The coding region runs from base 85 to 273 and encodes 62 amino acids. The transcript has a single exon. NCBI's taxonomy places the organism in Eukaryota, Fungi, Ascomycota, Eurotiomycetes, Eurotiales, Aspergillaceae. The record is from RefSeq and is a predicted model, not a curated record.
UGGGCCCUGGUACUGCUCGGUUUUGUUUUCUUUUGUUUUCUCUUUUUUUUUUUUUUUUCCAUAUCGCGGAUGAUUUGAUAUGCGAUGGCGUUUGCACCGAAGAUUCGGACGAUGACUGGAGAUUCCUUUUUUUUUCUUCUUUUUUAUCUGCGGCAUUCUCAUCAUCCUGCCUUGCUUCCUAUACAUAAUGUUCUUUUUCUUUUUAUUUCUCUUUCUCCCGUCCGAUGGGACUUAGGGCUAUGGAGCGUGACGAAAUGGAUGAGACCAUGUUAAACGAGUCAGCUUUGUUCUUUCUUGCACACGACUUGGGUUG